AUGCCUGGGGGAGGUGGACACGGAGGUGGACAGCCCAAGGCCGCUCCGGCCUCCAACGCUGCUGCUGCGCAAGGUGAUCAAGCUCAAGCCAAUGGAGGUACAGCUUCACAAGGGCAAGGUGGCUUCGAAAGAGGCUUAGACUCCGGCCUUGCAAAGGCUGCACCGUCGGCACAGGGCUUGACACAGAAAACAUACCGAGCCUAUAGAAGGCGACUGGAUUUGUUCAGCAGACAAUGCAGCAGAAGGGGCAACACUGUCUCUGUCGAAGGUGCCUACCUGGUGCUUAGCCAACUUCAAGAUGUAGCUUGGGAUGCUACCGAAAGCAUCGAGCUGGAUGACAUCGAAUUGGCUGACAACCCCUUCGAGCCCAUUGUCAAGGUCUUGGAUGCGUUAUUUCAACAUGAAGAAGAAAUUGAACUACCAGAGCGCUGCCAAGAAUUUUUCGAACAAUUCCAGCGAGAACGACAAGAGGAGCUUCAGCAAUAUCUUGUCCGGCAUCAGACGAUGCUCAAGAAGUUGAAGGAUUUGCAAGUAGAUAUGGACACAUCCACAAUGAAGUCUAUGUGCAACGGAAAGCUCACCACGGAGAAGGUGGCUCGCGCAUUGACCCAGAUGUUUGGAGGUGACAGCAAACCCAGCUCCAAAGACACCACGUUCAAGCACGAGGUGCACAUGGUCGACGUCGAUGGUGACUACGACGAUGAGGUCUAUGAUGAAUGCUACUAUGAGGAUGACGAGACCUUCUACACCAACGACUAUGAAGAGGACUACAUGGACGAUGCCUACUACGCUGACAACAACAACAUCGUCGGUGACGAGGAGAUCCCCGCCGAAUUGGAUGAGGCGACAUUGGUGGUUGAAGAUGCCUACAUCAACUACCUGGACAGCAGGAAGAAGAUGAGGGAGUUAGCCCUCGCCAGAGGAUUUUACCCUGUGGUUGCGCUGGACAUGGGCGACGGCAACUACAAGGGCAACAAUGGUGGGCGAUCGACAGGAAUCAAAGAGGUUCCUGACGAUACCAACAUGGUUGAGGACAGACCCACAGAGGUGACACCUGUCCCUGGCGAGUUCCAUCAACAUGAGGAGAUCAACUUCACCUCACAAGAGGUUGGAUGGGCCAUCAUGGACAGUGGUGCAACAAGAACUGUCUGUGGGGAGGCCACAUGGGACAAAAUCGCCGGCUACCUCAACAUGAGAGGCAUGGAGGCUGAGAUCAACAAAGAUCCCCGCGAUUUCCGGUUUGGAGAUGGCGUCACACUUCAGCCUGACUUGGAAGCCUGGAAUGUCAUGGUCAACUAUGGCAAGAAACUGGUCUACGUGGAUGGUGCUGAGAUUCGACCUGUUUUCACUGCGAACGGCCACUACAUGAUCAACAUCUUCGACGACUUGCAGGACAUCCUCAAUGUCGACGACUUGAAUGUCAAGAACGUCAACUCGGCUGAUGACGAGGUUUUCCUCGACACCAUCAUGACCGACGACAUCUCUGAUGAGGAGAUGGAUCUUGAGGUCGACGUGGAUGAAGAGACCAUCGAGGAGGUGAUUUACCGGGUGGUCGACAAGAGCAAGAUUUCUCAAAGGGUUCUCAAGUUCUGGGAGGUCUACAUCGACGAAGGCAACUUGGGCAAGUAUCUUCAGGCCAACUACCCCGAUGUGGAAGUGCGACAGUUUUCACUUCCCCAAUGGAACUUUGAGAUGAACGAAGCUCAAAGGGAUUUCCGCAAGUUGGUCGCUGAAGAGAAGCCACACCAUGUGAUGGUGGCACCUGAGUGCCGACUUUGGUCUCCGAUGCAGAACCUGAACUAUCGAACACCUGAACGACGAGCACUCCUGGCAGACAUGCGAAAUCUUGAAGAAAGCACUCACUUGAAGUUCUACGAUGACAUCCACAGCGACUCCAAGAAGAUCUACUACGAUUGCACACGGGACAGCCCGCUGAUGCGGUUUCAUGGAAAACCGAGACUUUGGAGAAGAUGA
Molecule: messenger RNA, 1974 nt
Organism: Cladocopium goreaui
Lineage: Eukaryota; Dinophyceae; Suessiales; Symbiodiniaceae
Source: the annotation of a GenBank genome assembly